GAAUUGAGCUGUCCGUACAGCCAGGAAAUUCGGGGUUACAGCACCGAAGGGGUCCAUGGCUUGAGAUAUAAGUCCUGAUCUUCGAACUAAAUAGAAAGUUCCAAGAAGGAGUGAAGGAUGAAGCUCUACCUACAGUAGCUGCUCGAUAAACCUUUACCAAAGAUUAAAAGGAAUUCCAUGAAGACACCACUAGCUGAAAUAAUGCAGAUUGGUAACCUUUAUAACCUUGGAGUGGGGAAGACUUUCCUAACAAAGAUUCAAGGUCCAGAAUCUGUAAAAGAAAAGGCUGAACUCUACCGAUAUCCAAAAAUGAUUGAGAUUGAACAGGCAGAGGCCCAGCUCUCUGAGUUAGACCUGCUAGCCAGUAUGUUCCCCGGUGUGAAUGAGCUCAUAGUGAAUGACCAGCUGGCUUUAGCAGAACUAAAAGAUUGUGUUGAAAAGAGGACAAUGGAAGGACGAUCUUCAAAAGUUUACUUUACUAUCACUAUGAACCUGGACAUAUCUGAGGAAGCAGUGGUGAUGUUUUCUCUGGCCUGUGUUCUUCCCUUUAAAUACCCUGCAGUUCUGCCUGAAAUUACUGUCAGAUCAGUAUUAUUAAGUAGAUCCCAGCAGGCUCAGCUGAAUACAGAUCUGACCACAUACCUACAAAAGAAUUGUCUCGGAGAUGUCUGUAUAUUGAAUGCCACAGAGUGGGUUAGAGAACACGCUUCUGGCUAUGUCAGCAAAGACAACACAACCUCCCCUGCUCCAGGAAGUACAGUCCAGCCAGUUGACCUCAUCCUCACAAGACUCUGGAUCUACAGCCAUCACAUCUACAACAAAUGCAAAAGAAAGAACAUUCUAGAGUGGGCAAAGGAGCUUUCCCUAUCUGGGUUUAGCAUGCCUGGGAAACCUGGUGUUGUUUGUGUGGAAGGCCCACAAAGUGCCUGUGAAGAAUUCUGGUCAAGACUCAGAAAAUUAAGCUGGAAGAGAAUUUUAAUUCGCCAUCGAGAAGACAUUGCUUUUGAUGGUACAAAUGAGGAAAUGGAAAGACAAAGAAAAUUUUCAGUUUUUGAAGAAAAAGUAUUCAGUGUUAAUGGAGCCAGAGGAAACCACAUGGACUUUGGUCAACUGUAUCAGUUUUUAAAUGCCAAAGGAUGUGGGGAUGUUUUCCAGAUGCUCUUUGGUGUGGAAGGACAAGGAGCAGAAGAGUAGUUGAAAGUGUUUUGCUACUGUUGGUCUUUUGACUUUCUCCCCGACUCUUUCUUGAAAGAUUAAGUAAUUUCCCUUUAGUCCCAUUCUAAAAUGUUAAGGGGGAAAAAAAGAGGAAAAGGAGUAUAGCUGAAAUGCAUCUGUUAAAAAUAUUCAUGAUUGAAUGCAGAACUGAGUUUGGUUUUUUUUGUUUUGUUUUUGCGGUACGCGGUCCUCUCACUGUUGUGGCCUCUCCCAUUGCGGAGC
This is a messenger RNA of Mesoplodon densirostris (Blainville's beaked whale), 1437 nucleotides long. It is a transcript of the gene RWDD2B, whose product is annotated as RWD domain containing 2B. Bases 178 to 1194 code for a protein of 338 amino acids. The record is from RefSeq and is a predicted model, not a curated record. Lineage: Eukaryota; Metazoa; Chordata; Mammalia; Artiodactyla; Ziphiidae. The transcript has 7 exons. Gene Ontology annotation, molecular function: protein binding.